GCACCUUUCGCUCUCAAUACGCACGGCGCAGUCGACAGAGACGCGUGCGCUGGUCGGCAGGUGGCGCUGCAAGCGCGGGAAACGUGGGCCGGGAGGCGCCGAGCAUCCCGCGUCAAAAGAAGCGCGCGCGCUGCAGCGCCGUCGCUCCAUGCCGCUGCGUUCUACGAUGUGCAGCGAUGCGCGUGCGGGCUCCGUCCAGUGGAACGUGCUGCUGUCCGCGGCGUCCGUGCUGUCCGUGCUGUGCCGGAGCGGCGAGGGUUACGCCGUUCGCAAUCACGCGGUCUCCUGGGCCGCCACGUCGGAGGCGGAGGCGGAGGAGCGGGAGCUCCACGGCAGCUCCGGGGAAGAGCGAGAGGCGGCCUCCGCUCUUCUGGGGGGCACAGGCGGCAUGUGGAGGCAGGCUUACCCGGCGGCCUCCAUCUACAGCGAGGACGCGGACAGGAGGUCGGCGCCCCUGCUGGACGCCGAGCAUCUGGAGCGCGUCUCGUCCCCGUCCACGGUGUUCACGUACCGGAUGGAGGGGCUGAAAGCGGGCGGGGGCGUUCCCACGCCCCCCGUGGGCGGAGAGGCGGCGCGGGCGGCCCGCGACGCGGCGCACCGCAGCGACUGGGGCUUUCUGUGUGCCCUGCCCCCGCAAGAGCAGAUUAAAGGUGUGCCUUUUGGGAAUAUAUUCUCCCUAAGUGAUGGACCUCAGGGCAACAGCACUGGGAUUCCCUACUUCUACGUCACUGCGAGGGACUACACCGUGAGCAGCCUGAGGAGGUCCCCUGCGGCCUCCCUCUCCUUCCCCGAGGUGGGCGGGGACUUCUGCAGGAAGAGUGUGUAUAAGCCAGAGGAGUCCAGGUGUGUCCGGCUUACGCUGGUCGGCCGGAUGGUGGAGGUAGAUCCCGAGGAGGUGCCGUUUGCGGAGGAAACGGUGUUUUCUAGGCACCCUGUGAUGAAGAAAUGGCCCGUGGAACAUGGCUGGUUUUUCAUGAAACUCAUCGUGGAUCAGGUGUGGCUGCAGGACUGGGUGGGUGGGUUAUCCCGGGUGCCCUUGGAAGAGUACCUCAAAGCCAACCCCUACUGACGCUGCCCUGCCUCUGGAGGGAUUAAUCACUAACCAGUCCUGCCGGACUCAGUCCUGUGUGUACAUAAGACAGUUAUAACGGAGCAAAAUGAAGUUCAGGCUUUACAUGUGCAAGCAGUUUAGGUGUAUGAGCGCACCCUAAAUGUCUACUGUAAAUUUUAAAUAUGACAUACUAACCCAUAUUCAUGGUAAGAAUAGGAGAUAUAAAUAUUAUAAGUAUUCUGCUAUUCUAGUGCAUCCCUGCACCGAUCGCUGCCUGUACCUCCUGGGACAAGGUUCCCCGUCCCCUUGACCUUGCCCCCACUGCACCAUGAACCUUUCAGUCAGCAAGGAUUAUGGGAUGUUGUUUAGGGCCAGUGUUCUUCAUUAUUAAGGUUUCAAGAUCCCUGCCCUCCCAAUCGGGUGCCAAAGGAAUACUUUAAAGUUGCUUGCUUGUUCUUGUACCGCUGUAACAUCCUUGCAUCGAUAAAUCACUAAAACAAUUUUCUGUUCAGAGUGUUCUGUUAAGGGUGAAAGUAUCGAUGUGUUUUGUCUAACAGUUGAAAGAGUGAUCGAUUAUUACUCGACAAUGGAUGAAUGCACAAUUGAUUUUUUUUCCUUUUAACAAUCAAUACAGGAGAUUGAUAUGUCACGGAGCAGGCUCAGUUACAGGGGAAACAUAGUAAUAAAUCAUUUAAUUUCCUAAAAGUUUUUACUCACACUUGGUUAAAAAUGAUGGAAUUUAAGUCACUUUCAAAUCAUGCAUAGAGGUCAACAAAGUGCUAAUGCAGAGAAAAAAAAUGCUUCAUGCUGUAACACGAAAGCAAGCUGUCUUGCAACUAAAUUCUUCCACCACCUUAUGAAGGUAAUUUGUUCCUAAAAGAACCCCUUGUGAGGUGAAUUCUUACGACUUGAAUACAGUUACCAUUAUGUUCAAUGGCAAACAUCUGUAUGCAUUCCUGAGCCCCGAAAGUGACCCUCAUUCAUUUGAAAUGAUCACCAAAGCCUGUCAAAAUGAACAAGUGAUUAUUUCAAUAAAUACUACUUAUA
Scleropages formosus (Asian bonytongue) is the source of this 2098-nucleotide messenger RNA. RefSeq names its product cellular repressor of E1A-stimulated genes 2 (gene creg2). The transcript is spliced from 4 exons. NCBI's taxonomy places the organism in Eukaryota, Metazoa, Chordata, Actinopteri, Osteoglossiformes, Osteoglossidae. Bases 149 to 1069 code for a protein of 306 amino acids. The record is from RefSeq and is a predicted model, not a curated record.